AUCUAUAUGGCAUUAUGGGCACGUGGCCUAAUCUGAUUGGUUGCUGAGUUAAAGUCCAAGUCAUCUUCAAAACCACUCUCUCCUUCCUCGGUCUUCCCAGCGAGAGUCACAGAAACCCUGCUCUCGCGCUCUCUAGCCAAUUCUUCACAUCAAAAUGACACGCUCUCAGAACCUCAUACAUCUUCUCUUCUUCGUCUUCUUAUCUUUUAUCGUCCUCUCCAUCACCACAGCAUCCUCCGAUUCCGACUCAGAACUUGUAGCAGAGCUGCUCUCUUUGCGAUCCCGUUCCAAGGAUGGCGUGAUCCACCUAGACGACCGCUCCGUCUCUCGUUUCCUCACAUCCACAAAAACCCCUCGCUCAUACUAUCUCCUCAUCUUCUUUGAUGCCUCCCACCUCCACAGCAAGCAGGAGCUUCACCUCCAGGAUCUCCGCCGCGAGUUCUCCCUUGUCUCCUCUUCGUUUAUCACCAACAACGCCGAUGAAAGUGCCGCCCUUUCCAAAGUCUUCUUCUGCGACAUCGAGUUUCGCGAAUCCCAGUCCUCAUACGCCCUCUUUGGCGUCAACUCCCUCCCCCACAUCCGCCUCGUUGGCCCCAACGUCAAAAGCCUGAAGGACUCUGACCAGAUGGAUCAGGGAGAUAUCGCACGAAUGGCGGAGUCCAUGGCGGAAUUCGUCGAAUCUAGGACGAAAGCCACCGUCGGGUCCAUCCAUCGUCCUCCAUUACUCUCCAAGAAUAAAAUUAUCUUCAUCGUCGCCUGUUUGUUAAUUUGGGCGCCGUUUCUGGUCAAAAAGGUCUUAUCUGGUGAAACUUUGUUGCACGAGCCCAAGAUCUGGCUAUGCGGCGCCGUAUUUGUUUACUUUUUCAGCGUAUCUGGUGCGAUGCAUAACAUAAUUCGGAAGAUGCCCAUGUUCAUGGUUGACCGGAAUGAUCCUAGCAAGCUGAUCUUCUUCUAUCAAGGUUCUGGGAUGCAACUGGGAGCGGAGGGUUUCGCCGUGGGAUUCUUGUACACUCUGGUGGGCUUGAUGUUGGCCUUGGUAACGCACGUGCUGGUGAGAGUGAAGAAUGUUACAGCACAGAGGGUGAUUAUGAUUGUGGCUCUCAUAAUUUCGUUUUGGGCUGUGAAUAAGGUUGUGUUCUUGGAUAAUUGGAAGACGGGAUAUGGUGUUCACGCCUUCUGGCCUUCAAGCUGGAACUGGAACUGAAGCUAAGUGGGGUUGGCAUUUUGAUCUCGGACGCUAUGAGGUGAUGAUUUUGUGAUAGUGGUACUUUCACUAAACUUUUGAGCACUAAAAUUUUCAUGUUUACAGUAUACAACUUUUCUAUGAAAAGAGUUGUCCGCAGCACAACUUUAGCUUCUUACUACUUAUUACUAGACUGAUGUUCUAUUUUUGCUGUAAACUUGACAUUCUAGAAAAUUUCCCGACUUUGAUUCCAUGAUUUUGUUUAGACUAAA
Messenger RNA from Tripterygium wilfordii, 1455 nucleotides. Its product is annotated as probable dolichyl-diphosphooligosaccharide--protein glycosyltransferase subunit 3B. The record is from RefSeq and is a predicted model, not a curated record. The transcript has a single exon. The coding region runs from base 155 to 1204 and encodes 349 amino acids. NCBI's taxonomy places the organism in Eukaryota, Viridiplantae, Streptophyta, Magnoliopsida, Celastrales, Celastraceae. Gene Ontology annotation, cellular component: oligosaccharyltransferase complex.